AUGGAAUACAAGGAACCUCAUGACCGCUUAGCCAAGAAUGGUUAUGCGUCGUCUAUCAUGAACGGCACCACAGUCGAAGGCGGGCUUCGUUCUAUCACAUAUAAAUCUAUAUACGCACUGAAGCUUGUUGAAGAACUAUCCUCAGCCCGCGAAGCCGUACUACCAACGAAAGGAGAUACUUUCUCGCUCACCGACAAGAACCUUGACUCAAGACGUGUCUCAUCUCUCAAGCUGGAAAUAGAAGCCUUGGAAGCGCUGAAGCUAAUUAGAAACACAAGUACCGAUCAAGUGGUAGACCAAUUCAACCUUCAAUUAGACAACGAGCUUCUUUCAACUAAAAGCAUCAGCGAAGAAUACCAGAAAGCCUUGUUGGAAAAAUGCGGGUGCUUUGCAUCUGACAACACCGUGACUUUCAAGAGAUUCAUAUCAAAAGAGCCCGUUGCUACAAUGGAAGAAGUUGAGGGUUUCGACGGUACUAUGUAUCAUCAGGCUGCAGAACGUAGGCGCGAGGAAGAGAGAAUAGAGAACGAAAAGUUUGCCCUAGAAGCACAGAAGUUGGAAGAAGAAGCCAUGAUGGAGGAGCUUGAAAUGAGACAACAAGAUGUCAGACCUGUAGUAGAUAUCAUGAACCAGCAUAUCCCAACUCACAACAAAAUGCACGUGGAUCCCCCAGCAAUGGGGUAUAAUAAUCAGCACGUUCCAGCCCAUGCAAAUAUGCAAGUUGUACCACCAUUCAUUCCUCCUGGGCCACCUGAUAUGUCUUUUAACCUAGAGAACAAUCUGGGGACUUCUAGCUACGCUGGAUCAUACUCGACUACUCCUGGUAUUUAA
Molecule: messenger RNA, 831 nt
Organism: Australozyma saopauloensis
Lineage: Eukaryota; Fungi; Ascomycota; Pichiomycetes; Serinales; Metschnikowiaceae
Exons: 1
Coding region: 1-831 (276 amino acids)
Source: RefSeq, a predicted model, not a curated record